Messenger RNA from Trichogramma pretiosum, 1153 nucleotides. It is a transcript of the gene Hmg-2, whose product is annotated as high mobility group protein 20A. Gene Ontology annotation, cellular component: nucleus. Gene Ontology annotation, biological process: regulation of gene expression. NCBI's taxonomy places the organism in Eukaryota, Metazoa, Arthropoda, Insecta, Hymenoptera, Trichogrammatidae. The transcript has 7 exons. Bases 22 to 1017 code for a protein of 331 amino acids. The record is from RefSeq and is a predicted model, not a curated record.
CUAAGAAAUUUAUUAGUAAACAUGAGUGAAAAUAACGUGAGUGGUUCGUCUCACAGUGCAGCUGUAAAUGGCAUUAUUGAAGAUCUAAUGGGUGGUGCUUCCAACAAUGAUGGAUUAUCGAAUUCUCACAAUGAAAAAAUUACUCCUAAAAAGAAAACUAGUGGUUCCAAGACUAAUAGUUUGUCAGGAUCAGGAAAAGUAAAAAAGCGUAAAACUAUUUUACGUGAUAAUGCUGCACCAAAACAACCUCUUACUGGAUAUUUCCGAUUUUUGAAUGAUCGAAGAGAUAAAUGUAAAACAGAAAAUCCAACAUUGCCAUUUUCUGAAAUCACAAAACAAUUAGCUGCUGCAUGGAAUGUAUUACCGGUUGGCGAAAAACAGCAAUAUUUGGAUGCUGCAGAAAAAGAUAAGGAGAGAUACAGUAAAGAAUUUGAAGAAUAUAAAAAAACUGAUGCUUACAAAACUUUUCUACAAAAAAAAGCAGCUAAAAAGAAGAAAGAUCAAAAGAAAGACCAAAAAAAAGACAAAAAAUUUGAUACUGAUGUGGAUUCAGUAAAAACUAAGAACAAAAAGAAGAAGGAGUCAAAAAAGAAAAAAGAAAAAGUAGAUGAUGGUACAUUUGAAAUACCAAUCUUUACACAAGAAUUUUUGGAGCAUAAUAAACAACAAGAAGCAGAUCUCAGAGAAUUACGAAAAACAACGGCUGAUUUUGAAUCACAAAAUUCUGUUUUAGAAUUACACAUAGAAAGAUUAAAAACUGCAAUUGAAAGAUUAGAAGUUGACACUAAUGAGCGAAAAGACUAUAAUGAAAUUUUACAAGCCCAUCUGGAUAUGUUAAGAAAUAACUUUUUAAGUUGUUUUGCACAUAUGCCACUUCCAGAUAUGCGUGAUAUUUUGACUGCUGAUAACAUCGAUCUAUACGUAGAAAAGCUUAACUCUUUGUUGGAAACGCGUACAAACCUACCACUUUGUAAUGCUGUCAUUAGCGCAGCUUCACAGUUGGAUUUUUCUAAAUGACAAAAGUCUUCCAAAACUGUUCCAAAAUCGAAGCGUCGACGUAAAUCUCACAGUAAAUGAUUUUGUCGAUUUUGGAGCAGUUUAUCGAAAAUUUGUAAUAAAAAAUCAAAUUUAUUUAAAGAAAUUUUCUUUUAAC